Messenger RNA from Hemibagrus wyckioides, 3619 nucleotides. It is a transcript of the gene tmem115, whose product is annotated as transmembrane protein 115. The record is from RefSeq and is a predicted model, not a curated record. Gene Ontology annotation, biological process: retrograde vesicle-mediated transport, Golgi to endoplasmic reticulum. The coding region runs from base 532 to 1614 and encodes 360 amino acids. The transcript has 3 exons. Gene Ontology annotation, cellular component: Golgi apparatus; membrane. NCBI's taxonomy places the organism in Eukaryota, Metazoa, Chordata, Actinopteri, Siluriformes, Bagridae.
CCGUAAAGCGACGCUGUUAUGGUCCGACGGUGACGUUUGCAAAUCUGGCGUCUGUACUUAUCGCAGUGUUGGAUUUAGGCUGGGAGUGCCUUGCAGCAAAGCGAGUGUAUUCUCCGUACACGUCAACGUGUAACGUGUGGAAACGGAUAUAUAAUCGCUGAAACCCUGGACUGACACGUUGGACGGCUGUUUCGAGUCUCACGACCAUCCGAGUCGAUCAAAAUUCUUUCUCGAGGCCUAGUGGAAGAAGUGAAUCCUCGGGCUAACCUGCGCGCUCCGGCCGGGAUGACAGGACACGGUGCCGGGGAGAACUGUUGAUGUCCUACGCUAAUCUUGCCCUCAAGAGGGCAAGCACCUGAACUCAGAGAGGAAACGUAUGCAGUUUUCUGAUGACGCUGCCAUGUUCUUUAUGGAUGUCAGGGUUUGAAGUCACUCUGAAGGCUCUGACCUCUGGGCGCUGGUGAUACGUGCCGCACUCGAGGCUCUGAUUAGCACACACUUCUAAGUGAAGACGAGUCAAACCUGACAAACAUGAACCGAUAUCUGCCGGUGGCGCGGCAGCACUUCCUGACUGCUUUAGCCAGCACUAGUGUGGUGGUGAAAUGUAUAUGUGCCACAGUGUUUGUGCUUUACCUCGUCUCAUGGCUGGCGGACACACGUGUGGCUCUCGGAAUCACACCCGGAUACCUCUUUCCUCCCAACUUCUGGAUCUGGACUCUGUUGACACACAGCGUGGUGGAACAGCACGUGUGGGACCUUGCACUAAAUGUGGCUACAGUGAUUGUUGCAGGGAGACUGCUGGAGCCUCUAUGGGGCGCUCUGGAGUUACUUGUCUUCUUUGUGGUGGUGAACGUUGCUGCUGGUUUGCUUUCAGGCCUCUCCUAUGUUCUCGCCUAUGCCGCGACCUUCGACCUAGGCUACCUGUUUGAUGUACACAUCAGCGGCGCGCCCACGUUUCUCGGCGCCGUCCUGGUGGCUCUGAAGCAGACAUCAGGAGACACAACUGUGCUUCGAGUGCCUCAGAUUCGUUUGAAGGCAGCUCCAGCUCUUGUCUUGCUAGUGUUAGCUAUCUUGCGGCUAGCUGGGCUGCUGGAAAGCUCUGCACCAUUUGUGGGCUGUAGCUACGGUGCACUAGCAGGGUGGGUUUACUUACGUUUCUACCAGAGGCACAGCCGUGGGCGGGGCGACAUGUCAGACCACUUCGCCUUCGCCUCAUUCUUCCCAGAGGCACUUCAGCCAGCUGUGGGCUUCAUUGCCAGCUUGGUGCAUGCUGCCCUUGUCAAGAUGAAGGUCUGUCGCAAGAUGGUGAAACGCUACGAUGUCGGUGCUCCGUCAUCCAUCACGAUCAGCCUGCCUGGCACAGACCCACAGGAUGCCGAGAGGAGACGGCAGCUGGCCCUGAAAGCUCUGAACGAACGUCUCAAGCGAGUGGAGGACCAGUCCGCCUGGCCCAGCAUGGAGGACGAGGAAGACAAUGACGACGACGAGGUUCGGACUGACGCGCCCCUGCUCUCUACUAGCGACUCCUCGCCACCAGCUCCCAGCACUACUCAGAAUUCCACAGGGCAAGAGUCGAGCAUCAUAAGCUUUGAAGACGCCCCCACUCACUCCUAACACACGCACACGAACCGUUGAGUUCGUCCCUCUGAAUCUGAGACACAAUCGCAACACCUGCUGCAGAGGCGGUGAUGAUUUGCCCCGGAGAGUAAGACGCCUUGCCAUAGGUAGUUUCUAAAUCUUGAUCAGCUCUAAUAAACGCUCUUAUACAAACAAGCCUACACGUACACCGAUAUGUUCAGCUUAGGUGUUGUGCAGAUGAACUUUUCUGAAAGUGUAUAUCUGUGGCACUCAUGUUUUUUUUAUUUGCAAUGUACAAAUAAGAUCAUGUGUGUGUGUGUGUGAGUGUUUGUACUUGUAUGUGUGUGCAUAAGGAUUCUGGAAAGAGUUUGCUCUGAAUAACCGUUCCAGCUGCUGCUGGGGUUUAUUACAUAUACUUUAAAUUAGCUGCAGGCUCUCCGGGUCAGAUGAUGGGUGACUCCUAGUCUUUGUCAAAAAAAUUUAUUUUUUCCUCUCCUCCUCUCAGCAGGUAGCAAACAGCUGAGCUCUUUUUUUUUUUUAAUGCAUACACCUUUUUUUUUUUUUGCAUGGAAAUUGAGUUGAAAUGCUCUUUGUGCCUGUUUCUCACUGACAGAGACUUUUAGAAAUCAUUUCGGACAUUAGCUGGUUUGCCAAAGGUGGACAGUUGUUGAAGAUCUGUCUGAAGAAUGAAAUGAUCAAACCCGUGUUGCGUUCUGUGUUAUAUUAAUGGUGGUAGAUUCCUUACAUUGAGCAACCACAGAGAAUUGUUUUAAUUGAGUCUUAAAUUAUUUGCUCACAUCCUCACACAUUAAAAUUAGCCAUAAUUUAAGACGAUGUUUUUUGUUUUUUUUCUUGAAUUGCCGUUCAAACUACUUUAAGACGUAAAGGAGCUGCUCGAAAAUACGUUCAAAUCCGUAGGAUGCAGAACAUUCAGUAUGUGGAAUUUAGUCAUGGUAAUAGAAUUAGGGCUUGUUGUUUUAUUUAAAAGUACCACUCCCUGCAGUGUUGUGGUUCCUCGCAAUCCUGAAGUGUGGACUAUGAAGAAAAGAAAGAAUAAGAGCCAGUUUGCAUUUUAUUGACGUUACAGGGGGCUGAAUUUCCAAGUCUAUUUUAAAGCCACCAGCAAUCCAAAAGCCUUAAAUGUAGGUGCAAUGAUUGUGACUGGAACCAGUAACCAACAAUUAAAGCAUAUUUAAUAUGGUGUGACAUGAGCAACGAGUAAGACAUUCGCUUUUUACGUCCCCUGUCUGUGGUGUUCUGUGUCUUGAGGCUCUUUUGCUUUAUCACCCAUGCGAAAGAAACAUGUCAGCUGUGGUCCAUGCACACGUUUGUACAAGAUGCACCUCUAGAACUCUUAUGAUUAUCAUCCGUUUUCUUUGUUUGUGUGUGUGUGUAAUCUGGAUGAUUUCAACUAAUGACAGCAAUACAGCCACAUACUCCAGUUCUACCGUACACACCACUUUUCUUCUCGUUAUCUAGCAAGCUUUAUGAAUUAAGGAAUCAGUUUAUCACUUCUAUAUGCUAUUUUUGUAAAGCCGAUGCUGAAUCAGUAACACACACUAUAAUUCUUGCUGUGUAUUGCCUUCAUUCCCUCUGUUGAUCUGUGUGAUUUGUUUUCUUUUCAGUAUUUGUUUUUAAUGCAGCGCUCAUGAUCAAGACUUACCAGCUCUAUCGUUCCGUGUGUGAGACAUUUUGUGCGCGCGAAUAAAAGUGAAUGUAUAAGAGAGAGCAAAAAAAGAUUUAAAAAAAAACGGAGGGGCCUGUUUUUAUAAAGCAGAUGUUUUUUCUCUCUACAGAUUUGCCUGAUGUUCAGAGACCGAGGGGGGAAAAGGCAUGGGUUUUUAGUAGCUGGAUGUAUUUGCUCACUAAUUAUUUUUGUUGUUCAGGUUGAUUAUUUUCUGCUGUUCAACUCUCCCCCCCCCCCCCUUUCCAGCUCUAAAUCUUGAUAGUUUUCUUCACUUUGUGGCUUGAAAGCCAUGUCUCCUGAGUUCCACUUCAAAUUCUUUCUCUGUCUCCAAUAAAAGGUUAUAUGGAGAACACU